This is a messenger RNA of Aspergillus pseudotamarii, 297 nucleotides long. RefSeq lists its product as uncharacterized. The record is from RefSeq and is a predicted model, not a curated record. The coding region runs from base 64 to 285 and encodes 73 amino acids. The transcript has a single exon. Lineage: Eukaryota; Fungi; Ascomycota; Eurotiomycetes; Eurotiales; Aspergillaceae.
AGCAUCCCAAAACCACGCGGUGAGACUAUCGAAAGCUUAAAAUUCUCACCUGACUGCAGACUAAUGGUGGUGAUAUCUUCGCAUAUGUACUCACAUGUGUGUCGGUUAUGGGAUACGUCAACUUGGAUUUGUCUGAAAUCGUUUGAAGAUCAAGAUAACAUUCGAGAUGCUGCCUUUCAUGAGACAGCAAACAGCUGGCAACCGUGUCGGAGGCCGGGGCCGUCCGCCUCUGGAAUACGCACACUGGAAAAUCAACGUUCCUCGAACCUGAUUCAAGUGCGAUAAUUUUCGUGGCAU